AUGCGCCCAUUCACCUCCCUCCCCCGCGGACUCCGCUCUCUUCAGUCCGCUUUCCCCCGCGCUACCAUCACCCGCGCCUCUCAAACACCCUCCCGGCCAUUCACUCAGCUCCUCCAUCGCCAAACACCAACACUCUACUCCCCAAAGGUCACUACACACCUCACAUCCACUAGGCUCAACUCUUCCUCAGCAAAGCCUUUAACCGACCGCUCCGCCGACGCAUCCACCGACGCCCAGAAUGAAGAACAGAACCGUCUCCGCCGCGAACAGGAGCCCGCAUACCAAAUCACAUUCACCUGCAAGCCAUGCGGAGAGCGUUCCUCACACCGCAUGUCCAAGCACGGAUACCACCGCGGUACGGUGCUGAUCAAGUGCCCGUCCUGCGAUGCUCGCCAUGUCAUAGCCGACCAUUUGAAUAUCUUCUUUGACAAGAAGAGUACCCUUGAGGAUAUCUUGGCCCGGCAGGGCGAUAAGUUGACUCGUGGGUAUGUGGAUGGCGACAUGGAAUUCUGGGAUGAUGGGAGUGUCAAUAAGAAGGAGGGUGGAGGUGAAGGAGAGGAGGGCAAGUCGGCUUAG
Messenger RNA from Aspergillus luchuensis, 576 nucleotides. Its product is annotated as DNL-type zinc finger protein. The transcript has a single exon. Gene Ontology annotation, cellular component: mitochondrion. The coding region runs from base 1 to 576 and encodes 191 amino acids. NCBI's taxonomy places the organism in Eukaryota, Fungi, Ascomycota, Eurotiomycetes, Eurotiales, Aspergillaceae. Gene Ontology annotation, molecular function: zinc ion binding; protein-folding chaperone binding. The record is from RefSeq and is a predicted model, not a curated record. Gene Ontology annotation, biological process: protein folding; protein stabilization; protein import into mitochondrial matrix.